Hibiscus syriacus is the source of this 742-nucleotide messenger RNA. RefSeq lists its product as uncharacterized. The transcript has 2 exons. Lineage: Eukaryota; Viridiplantae; Streptophyta; Magnoliopsida; Malvales; Malvaceae. The record is from RefSeq and is a predicted model, not a curated record. Bases 120 to 572 code for a protein of 150 amino acids.
AAUUUCCCAAUUUGAGUUCAUAUUCCUAUCCUGCCCUCCAUCCCUCCCAAUAAAACAAUCCAAAACACUGCCAAAAUUCCUAGGGUUUUAGACAAAACCAAAUCUUCCGAUUGAGCGAAAUGGCCUCCGGGACGGGACAAGCAAACGCUAAGAGAAAGCCGGUGUUCGUGAAAGUUGAGGAUUUGAAGCCCGGUACAACUGGGCACACCUUGAUCGUCAAAGUAAUAGAGACGACUCCAGUCAACACUUCCUCGAGGCCCAACAGGUCUCGUGCUCUACUCUCUCGACCUCCUCCUCCUGCCCGAAUCGCUGAGUGCGUUGUCGGAGAUGAGACCGGCACCAUCGUCUUCACUGCACGCAACGAGCAAGUCGAUCUUAUGGAGAAAGGUGCCACUGUGAUUUUACGCAAUGCUAAGAUUGUUAUGUUCAAGCGAACUACGAUGAGGCUAGCAGUAGACAAAUGGGGACGGAUUGAGGUAACCGAACCUGCUAAAUUCGAUGUUAAAGAAGAUAACAUUCUUUCUUUAGUCGAAUAUGAACUUGUUACUGUUCCUGACCAGGGUACGAAUUAGGGGCCGUUAUUAUGAUUGAAUAUAUUUCUUGGAAUUGAAUACUUUUAAAGUAAUCUUUGGGCUUGAUUCUUGGUUUGAUUUUGUGUCAUGAUCAGUCCUUUGAGAUUGCUGUAGUACUUCUUAGUAUUGGACAUAUUUCAUUGUGAAGUUUAUUUAGAUUAUCUUUUGCU